This is a messenger RNA of Panicum hallii, 1501 nucleotides long. RefSeq names its product protein SCO1 homolog 1, mitochondrial. NCBI's taxonomy places the organism in Eukaryota, Viridiplantae, Streptophyta, Magnoliopsida, Poales, Poaceae. Bases 252 to 1178 code for a protein of 308 amino acids. Gene Ontology annotation, biological process: mitochondrial respiratory chain complex IV assembly. The transcript has 7 exons. The record is from RefSeq and is a predicted model, not a curated record.
UUAGACAUGUUACAAGUCAGUAAAAUGUUAAUGAUGCUUGACGCGCUUAACCUCCUGGGUUGCGAUUCGUGAAACUGAAACGUUCUUCUUGCACAAGAAGCAAAGCAUUCGCAAACCAUCGCAGCUGGAAAACCCCCUCUGAAACCCACGGCGCCGCCGGAGCCACGAGGUGACGGCGCGGAGCAACCCGUUGCCCUUCCCGCAGCGGAAUCCAAUCCCGGUCCGGCGAAGCGGCGCGGGCGGAGUCGACGAUGAGGGCGCGCGUGUCCCACCUCCGCGCGCUCCUCUCGCGGGCGCUCGCUCCCGGCCUCGCCCCUCCUCCCGCUCGAGCUCUGCCUCAGAUCACUGGGCCCGGUGAGUCUCGGUUCGGAGCGGCGUUCCUGGGGCGCGCGCGCUUCUUUUCCGCCGACGCCUCGACUGCGGCGCAGGGCGGGUCGAAGCCUCCCGCGGCGACGGCGGCGGCGACGACGGGCGGGGAUGGAGGCGGCGAUGGGCAGUCUGGGAAAUCUGAGCAAGCGGACGCCGGAAAAUCCGUCCGCGGAGGGCCGGUGUCCUGGCUCAGUUUUCUACUGCUGCUCGUGACUGGAGGAGGGAUAAUUGUGUACUACGAUAAAGAAAAGAAGCGUCACAUUGAAGAAUUGAAGAAUAGAACAAGUGCUGUGAAGCCUGGACAAUCAGUAGGCACUGCAGCCAUUGGUGGUCCAUUCAAGCUUCUGAACCAUGAUGGGAAGCCUGUCACUGAAAAGGACUUCUUGGGAAAAUGGACUCUGCUUUAUUUUGGAUUCACACACUGUCCUGACAUUUGUCCAGAUGAGCUCCAGAAAAUGGCUGCAGCGAUUGACAAAAUUAAGGAAAAGGCAAAAUUGGAUAUUGUGCCAGUUUUCAUUACAGUUGAUCCUGAAAGAGAUACUGUUGAGCAGGUUCGGGACUAUGUUAAAGAGUUCCAUCCAGAUCUGGUAGGACUAACGGGCACAACAGAUGAGAUAAGAAAAGUUGCACGUGCUUACCGAGUUUACUAUAUGAAGACGGAGGAGGAGGGUUCUGACUAUCUCGUUGACCACUCAAUUGUCAUGUACUUGAUGAAUCCAAAGAUGGAGUUUGUCAAGUUUUACGGCAAGAACUAUGAUACAGAUUCCCUCGCUGACGGUAUCAUUAAAGAAAUUAAAGAGCACAAGUAGUUGAGAUGGCACUCAGCAAUGGCACCUUAGUUUUCUGAAUCUCUCCCAAGAAUUUUGUCCGAGUCAACAAAGACCAACUGACGCAUAAGAUCAUGUGGGUCGCUAGCUGCUGCAUGUUCGUUUCUGAGGUUUAGGAUAUUUGAAUCUCGAGGCAGUUUAUCGCAGCAGAUUGCGUGCACGCUUUGCAGCAUAGAUCCAGAAAUAGCAAUUCUGUCAUUUUGUUAUAGUGAGCAUCUGCUUUGGCCACCUGCGAUGUUCACUGCGGAACGUGAUAUACUUGGUUCGGAACUAGAAAGCAUUUGAAAGAUUGUUUAUCGAUUCAA